UUCAAAUGCCACAAUCCAAUGCGGUCACGACGACAUGCCGACAUUGACCCAACCAAAGUAAGUUCGGCGGUAAGUUAGUUGUAUUGCACGGCAUAAGCAAGAGGUAUUCACAUGACACAAUGGAUUUACUUGUUCAAGCCAUUAUGCUUGGCUGGCCGGUGGUCCGGGAAGGCUGUCUUAACGUUAGCUGCUACUAGUACUACCUACAUACAGUACUGUAUAGCUUGCAGUCGAGAAAGAUUGCCACCGAAUUAUAUAACGUUAACGCUAGGAUCUUGGACUGAUGCAUUGUCUAGAGCUUGUCGAAGGCGCGUGGCGGCAAUAUCUGGCUUGUCUGCAUCCAAAAUCGCCCGAAUGACUGCAAUUCCAUUCGCACCUGCACGCAUCACAUCCACGCAAUUCGACUCCGUGAUGCCUCCGAUGCCUAUCAAGCGAGUAGAGGGUAGAGCCUGACGAACUGCACGCAUGAGCUCAGGGCCUUCCACGGACGUCUUUUCGGGGUGGGACGCCGUGGGAAACAUCGUGCCAACCUGCCCAAUAAAGUCAAUGGCAUGAUGCGUUGGGAUAGAGGAUGUACCUGCAAGUAGGAAGAUUCAAGGGCGGCUGCAGUUACGGCAGACGAUAUCGCGUGCACUGAUACGCCAAAGAAGCCACGUCCGUCCCACUGCUGCUGUCGUUCCUUCAAAGUCGCCAAGUACCGUUCGGGGUAGUGUCUCCCAUCGAGGCAUGGAGUAUUCUGUGGUAAGUCAGGCGGGGCAUUCACGACGUACAGCGGAGGCGUUGCCAGCAACUUUCCCAUCGACGGAAGGGCACGCAUGGCAUCCGCAAACUCGGAGGUCGAGUUAGGAGACGGCUGCGUUGAGCUAUGACGUAGCUGGACGACAUCAACAGCGGGUACAGACAACGCUGCCUUCAGUGCGGUGCCAACCAACACAUCAUGCGCACUCACCACCAGCACGAGCCACGGUCGCUGGUUGUGUUGCAACACCGCCAUGUGAAGGAUUCGAAUCUCAAGCAGCGAUUUUAGGGUACCCCAAAAACACUUCGAAUACAAAAUAUAAGAUAUUCGGAGUGAUGAUCAUCAAGGAGCCAAGACAAUUCCCAAUCACAUUUUGACUUUUCAAGUGUCAUGCAGAGUGUGGUGGUGAGAAGCUCGCGCGGGCUCGUCCGCGUUCAUGCCGUGGUAUACCUACGACCAUGCUAUGGGCAAGCAGCUGCCAUGUCUACGGAGUCUCCAUCUGCUUUCCAGAGACUAAAGAAGAACGUGCUGGAUCCGUUCACCCUUGGUGCGAAGGAACUUGUGCGAGAGAACCGGGAGGCGUGGGCAAGCCGUGCCAAGUUGCAGACUACGCCUGGAGUCGUGUUGACUCGUCGCGAGAUGUUUGUGCUGCGACAGGCGCCUCGAGAUCUUCUCAAGUCGCUUCCUCUCUUGAUCGCGUUCGCCGUACCCAUCGCCGGUUACUUGGCGCCAGUUAUGGGCUACUUCUACCCGAAGUGGACUCUGCCAUGGCAAUUCUGGACACCGACGCAAAAGGCGCAAUUCUUCGAAGAAGAUGUGCGCCAAAAGGAGUCGUUUUAUAAGGACAUCUCCCAACUGGUCGCGUCCGUCGACACCACGAAUACAUUCCUUCGCGAUGCCGCCGCUUCCUACACCAAGGACUCCAGCGAGGACAAGAUGGAUCCAAAGAUGUUGCCUGCAUUCCGCGACCUCUUUGCUUCCCCCGCAGCAUUGUCGGCGCUCUCGACACCCCACUUGAAGCUCCUAGUCCAAGCCACGUCCGCGUCUCCAUUUGUUAAGGUGAUCACGUACCUCCCCAAGACUCAUUUGGUGCAACGCCUGGAAAAGCGCGCGGGGGAGAUCACCGUGGACGACCACUUGUUGCUGCAGCCAGGAGCGGUGGACGUCCUGUCGUCGGCAGAGCUGGUGUUCGCGUGCGAAGAGCGCGGCCUGGUCGUUGCAUCGUAUAACGACGAGGACGCGUGUCGCGCGGCGCUGAAUGAGUGGCUGUCCAUGUACAAUGUCAAGCAACCUGUAGCACACCCCCCGUCGCUCUUGCUUCAUGCUCCCAUCCUUGCCACCUUUUCCUAAGUGAUUGAAUCAACAACACUUGUACAUGGU
Molecule: messenger RNA, 2119 nt
Organism: Aphanomyces astaci
Lineage: Eukaryota; Oomycota; Saprolegniomycetes; Saprolegniales; Verrucalvaceae
Exons: 2
Coding region: 1130-2089 (319 amino acids)
Biological process (GO): intracellular monoatomic cation homeostasis
Cellular component (GO): mitochondrial inner membrane
Molecular function (GO): ribosome binding
Source: RefSeq, a predicted model, not a curated record